Molecule: messenger RNA, 1215 nt
Organism: Pseudophryne corroboree (corroboree frog)
Lineage: Eukaryota; Metazoa; Chordata; Amphibia; Anura; Myobatrachidae
Gene: HRH4
Product: histamine receptor H4
Exons: 3
Coding region: 1-1215 (404 amino acids)
Biological process (GO): adenylate cyclase-inhibiting G protein-coupled acetylcholine receptor signaling pathway; G protein-coupled receptor signaling pathway, coupled to cyclic nucleotide second messenger; chemical synaptic transmission
Cellular component (GO): plasma membrane; dendrite; synapse
Molecular function (GO): G protein-coupled acetylcholine receptor activity; histamine receptor activity; G protein-coupled serotonin receptor activity
Source: RefSeq, a predicted model, not a curated record
AUGACAUCGUUAUACCCUUCAGCAAAUGUUACAGGCAGCAGUGUAACUAACUAUUCUCUUGAAAAGGAUAAAAUGGGAAUUUUUGGCUCACAAAGUUUAUCUAUUCUGUUACUUUUGCUCAUUUGCUUUUUCAUUGUGGUCACCGUGCUGGGCAACAGCCUUGUGAUUGUAGCUUUUAUUGAAGACAAACGACUAAGAAACAGGAGCAAUUUCUUCCUUCUCAAUUUAGCCAUCUGCGAUUUUUUCAUAGGGGUAUUCUGCAUCCCACUGUAUGUGCCAUACAUCUUCUCUGGGAAGUGGCUGCUUGGGAAAUUCCUCUGCAAAAUUUGGCUAGUCAUUGACAAUCUCUUGUGCACUGCUUCAGCUUUUAAUGUGGUUCUAAUUAGUUAUGAUCGAUUUCUAGCUGUCACUAUGGCUGUAACAUAUCGCUCCCAGCAACAACAACAUUGCCAAACGGUGUUUAGGAUGGUCACUGUCUGGGUACUGUCAUUUCUUCUGUACAGCCCAGCUAUUCUCAUCUGGGACUAUUUACACAAUGACAACCUUAUUCCAGAGGACCUCUGCCUCCCUGCUUACUAUUACAGUUGGCACUUUUUAUUGGCAGCUUCUGUUUUUGACUUUUUACUUCCUCUUUUAAGUAUUUCAUUCCUUAACCUGAGCAUUUACUGGAGCAUUAAGAAAAGGAGUAGGAAGAAAGCAAAGACUACCUUAUCUUCAAUUUCUUCAAAUGAAAAAGCGAUGUCAGAAAUACCUUAUAUAAUAUCAGGGGCUCUUGCUCACAGGCCACAAAAUGACCUUAAAGUAAAAACAAUUAUCAUGGCUACGAAGAAAUGUCCUCACUUUGUUAAGCAAUGCUCAUCUAGAAAGACAAAGCGCACUGGUUUGCAAAGUUUUCAGGCACCAAGUACUAAUAUUCGUAUUGUUAAAUUGUCCCAGGACAAGAAAAUGGCUAAAUCUCUUUCUGUCCUGGUUUGUGUUUUUGGUAUUUGUUGGGCUCCAUAUUCAUUCCUUAUGACAGCUCGUGCUGCCUGCCAUGAUUAUUGUAUUGCUUCUUAUUGGUUUGAAAUAACAUUUUGGUUGUUGUGGAUUAAUUCUUCAAUAAAUCCUUUUUUGUAUCCUCUGUGCCAUGAAAGUUUUAGGAGAGCCUUUAACAAAGUCAUUUCUAAGUAUAUACGAAAUGCCCAUAAUGCCUUUAUGGGAUCUACAAACCACUGA